UUUAGGCAGAACCAAUAAGACUCUAAUCUUCGAGAUCACUCUGCUUGGAUUCAGGAACCUCCAUCCACCACAGAUCCUGCUUCUGUCCAUGGCAUUUUCCAUGAUCUACAUUUUGACAGUGGUUGGGAAUAUCCUCAUUGUAAUAAUAAUUGUGACAGAGCCACAGCUCCACACCCCCAUGUAUUUCUUCUUGGCUAACCUGUCCUGCUUAGAGACAUGCUAUACAACAAACAUCAUCCCUGCUAUGAUCUCAGGCUUUUUGAUGGAAGGGAAACACUUUUCCAUCAAUGGAUGCUUACUCCAGGCUUAUUUUUUUGGGUCCCUUGGAGCUACAGAGUGUUUCCUUUUAGCAGAAAUGGCUUAUGAUAGAUACUUAGCAAUAUGCUACCCACUUCACUACACCAUCCUCAUGAACCACUUGGUGUGUAUCCAGCUUGCCAUUGGUACAUGGCUUGGCACUUUUAUAAGCAUUGGUGUGGUUUUAUACCUAGUCUCCAAGGUACUUUUCUGUGGUUCCCAAGUAGUAGAUCAUUUUUUCUGUGACUCAGCACUGCUGUUGAAACUGGCCUGCACUGAUACUGAGUGGAUUGGCAAGGUCUUAUUCUUCAUAGCCCUCAUUGUUACUCUCAUACCAUUUCUGUUAACAGCAGCAUCUUAUAUAUCCAUCCUCUCUACAGUCCUGAGGAUCCCCUCCAGCAGUGGGAGGCAAAAGACCUUUUCUACUUGCUCCUCUCACCUUACUGUUGUCACCCUAUUCUAUGGGACACUUAUUAUCAUGUAUGUUGCACCAUCAUCCAACUGGUCUCCUGGUUUUAAGAAAGGGCUAAGUCUUCUCUACACUAUAGUGACACCAAUGUUUAACCCCAUCAUAUACAGCUUGAGGAACAAGGAUGUUAAAGAAGCUCUGAGGAAAAUGAUAAACAAAUCAUUGUGAAGAUUUUAUUUUGUUUAUUUUAGAUAAAACAUUACCUUUUUAAAAAACUAAACUUUGGGAUGAUUGCAAUCUCUCUGAAGGUCUGGAUACCUCAAAAUGUUUGUCUUUCCAACUGAUAUAGAGUCCAAUCAACAUUGUGGGUAUUACUUUAGUUGCUACAUUAGGAACCCAUUUCUCCUAAAUGGCUUUGAAAAUUUGGCCCUAAUGACUUGUUUACAGUUACACAGAUGGUAUAGGCAAGAACAGGAAAUAUUCCUGACUUACUGAAUGAAAAUUAAUUAGGAUUUGGGCAUUUAACUCCCAUCGGAUUCUAUGAAAAUCUCAGCUCUAAUUCAUGAAAGGAUUGGUCAGAGUUGCCAACUGUAAAUGUAUAGAUGGUCCAUAAAAACUGGCCUAAAAACACUUACUUGUGAUGUCCAUAAACAAACCCAUGAGCCACCCUUAAGACUCAACUCAUUUCAAGAUCCAUGUGAAUUCAAGUAUCUUUGGACAGAGAGAGGAGAGCAGCACUACCUGGUGUCUAAAUUGGAAUUCUUCUUAGAGUACUGCAGUAAACUGUCUUGCAGAGUUUGCUGGUCUGCUAGAGCCUCCAUAAUUCAUUUUAGUUAUAUCCCAGGGCCUUCUCAAUGCUCAUCCUGAAGGUAUCUAAUGGCUAGAAAAUGAUUUUUAGAGGUUUGUUUUUGAGAGCUGGCUUGUAGAUAAAGUAGAUGCACCUUCAAACAAUGGUUUAGGGGAUGGCAUAGGUUAAUUCGUUUCUAAAAGCUUGAUUGUGACAAAGUUACCUUCAAGGCCUACUCUGUCUGGAACCAGAAAACAGCAAAUCUGAGGCCAAUAGACAAGGAGGCAUACACAGGCUGGGAAAAGGAAUACAUGUAACACACUGUUCCAUAACAUGAGAUAAGGUACUAUUAGGCCACAGUGCUCAAUAUCAGAGUGUGUGCAUGUGAUGGGUUUGCUGGAACAAAGGAAUAUGCUGACAGGACAGAACAUGAACAGUACAACGACCACAGGGAAACCAAUCAAAAAUGCCCAGGAAUGAAGAGUGAUCAGAGGAGGAAAAGGAUACAAAAGGAGAGAUUUCAUAGCAGCCAAGGGGCCCUGAGAGGGGAAACCAAGACCACCAUGAACAGAGGGCAUACCGCUAGUCCAUCUUACCCACCCCGCCGGAGUGGGGUGGGGGUCUCAGCCCUCGACCUCCAGGGUGCUGACAUCUGACAUUCAAGAAAGAACCUCAGGAUUAAACUUACAUACUGGUCAGAUGUAGUUUGACCAGUACAUGACAGCUCUAGGAUUGGUAGAUAUAGAACUGGGUGGGUUACUUUUGUUUGCCUUGCUUGCAUUGUUUUUAUUUUCUAUCACUGUAUAUAAAUACAACUUGCCUAUUAUCAAAUGGAGAAGCAGUGGUUGGUCUGAGGGUUUGGGUCCACAUGAAACAAGGCAUAUGGGUCAUAAAUCCAAUGCCAGCAGUACCUAUGCAGG
Messenger RNA from Alligator mississippiensis (American alligator), 2413 nucleotides. RefSeq names its product olfactory receptor 11A1-like. Gene Ontology annotation, molecular function: G protein-coupled receptor activity; olfactory receptor activity. Gene Ontology annotation, biological process: G protein-coupled receptor signaling pathway. The transcript has a single exon. The record is from RefSeq and is a predicted model, not a curated record. Gene Ontology annotation, cellular component: membrane. NCBI's taxonomy places the organism in Eukaryota, Metazoa, Chordata, Crocodylia, Alligatoridae. Bases 89 to 934 code for a protein of 281 amino acids.